This is a messenger RNA of Limulus polyphemus (Atlantic horseshoe crab), 1930 nucleotides long. Its product is annotated as ADP-ribosylation factor-like protein 2-binding protein. The transcript has 7 exons. The record is from RefSeq and is a predicted model, not a curated record. The coding region runs from base 188 to 610 and encodes 140 amino acids. Gene Ontology annotation, biological process: maintenance of protein location in nucleus; positive regulation of tyrosine phosphorylation of STAT protein. Lineage: Eukaryota; Metazoa; Arthropoda; Merostomata; Xiphosura; Limulidae. Gene Ontology annotation, cellular component: mitochondrial intermembrane space.
AGAGAAAAUGAUCUGGAUGAAGAAAUUGUUGGAAGCAGUGCCAGUGAGGUCCUUUGUCCAAUACCAGGGAUCAUCAUGCUGGCUGGGAUAUGACAAACGUAGUAUUCUAGGCACUGUUUAUAUUAUCAGUUGCAUGAACAAUAAUUUAUGGAGUGAACUGGAUUAAGUGAACUCUGGUGAUGAAGCCAUGUUUGAUCAAAUAGUUGGUCACAUUGAAGAUAUUAUAAUGGAACCUGAGUUUCAAGAACUUCAGAAGGAUUUUUUUGACAAGUAUUGUACAGUAUUUGAAGAUAAAGAAGAAAACAAACUUGAAUAUACCACUAUUUUCAAUCACUAUACAGAACUCAUUGAAAGCUAUAUUGAACAAAGGUUAAUUGAAAGACUACCACAAUUUUCCAUGGUGUCUUUCUUGGAAGAGAUGAAGGCUCGUUCAUCUGAACUUGAUGGGGAGAUAUUUGAAAUGCUUUUAAGCUUCACAGACUUUCUAACUUUCAAGGAAAUCCUGCUAGAUCAUAAAGCAGUUAAAGAAGGACACUCCGUUGACUUUAGUUCUGACAUCAUUAUUACUUCUUUGGAAAACACACUCAGUAACAGAAGUAAGCUGUCUUAAAUCUGCUCACUUUAAUUCUGCUACCUCUAAAUCAUCACUAAUGCAUUCAUAUUUUGUGUGCUGUAAAGCAUAGUUUGUUCUCUGACAGAAGUUUAUUGAAUACUAAGAGGAUUGUUUGUGAGAAAUAUUGAGAGGAAAUUUGAAAAGUGAUAGUGUUGUGUCUUAGUAUAAAAUGUUAAUCCUCUUUUGCAUUAAGUAUCUUAUAUUCAGAACUGAAUUUUUUGGGGGAAUUUUAUUUUAUCUUUACAACUAGGUUUUUUUUAGGAACUUCUUAUAUAAAUGUUUGUAAUGCAUACAUACAAUUAAAAAUUCUUUGUGUAUGAUAUGUAGUACAGUUGUUUUCUGUUCUUUAUAUAAUUAUGUACUUAUUUACUUAAAACCUGUUCUGCUAUUGAGAAACUCAUAAUGGUCAACUUAAUGGUUGCAAAAAUAAAACAAAGUGCAAAAUAUGAUUUUUUCUUAUGUUUAGAUUAAUGUUUCUAUGGUUUUAAGGAAUUUGUUUUUCUUAUGGUCUUUCACAAAUAUUUUACCAGUUGACAGAUAUUUACAGUAUACUGUUAUUGUUUAAAGAGAAAUGAUUCUUUUGUGCAUCUUAAUAUACUAAUUACACUAAACUUUAAUUGUUUAUGUUUACGUAUAUUAGUUUUAUUUCAACUUAAAAAUAGAAUUAAUGUUCUAUGCUAGUCUUGCCAACAGCAGCUUAAAAAAAAGGCCAUUAAGCACUUUUUUUUUUAGAAUGGAUCAGCACUUAUUGAGUGAAAACUUGUUCCUUGCAUUUUUGUUUCUUUUGUAAGUUUAUAUUAAUAUAAAUAACAUGUAAAACCUAAGCAUGUCAGAAGAAUUCAGUUUUAUGUUUUAUUUAUGUUAGGGUUUGCUAUUGAGCUAAGGUGAUAGUUACAUUAAGUUUACUUACUAAUGUAUUGACGACAAUAAGCCAAUGUGCAGUUCAACCCUCUUAGGAUUACAAUAAAAAUAAUUAUUUUUAGUCAAUAAAUCCAUAAAGAAUAAGUUUAAAAGUCGUAUUUAACUUCAGUUUAGACUAUUCUACAGGUAGGACAAAAACUUGUAAGUUUAUGAAAAAAUGGGGUAUAUUUGAUUUUGUAAAAAAUUAUAGUUUAUAGAUGCACAGCUAGUCGAAAAAUUGUUACAGCUUUUGUAUUAUUGUUAACUUUUAUUCAUAAAAUUUCAUCUUAAAUAAGAAAAUGGUGUAUCUAAAAGUGUUUUAACUUUUGACUUUGCAUAUUCAUGUCAAGAAAAUAUUUUAUUCAUGUAUUGCUUAAAGGAAAAAUGUUUCAGUACUCUUUAUACACAUUUAUAAAA